Archocentrus centrarchus (flier cichlid) is the source of this 2180-nucleotide messenger RNA. RefSeq names its product isocitrate dehydrogenase [NADP], mitochondrial-like. The record is from RefSeq and is a predicted model, not a curated record. The coding region runs from base 124 to 1485 and encodes 453 amino acids. NCBI's taxonomy places the organism in Eukaryota, Metazoa, Chordata, Actinopteri, Cichliformes, Cichlidae. The transcript is spliced from 11 exons. Gene Ontology annotation, biological process: NADP+ metabolic process; isocitrate metabolic process. Gene Ontology annotation, cellular component: mitochondrion. Gene Ontology annotation, molecular function: NAD binding; isocitrate dehydrogenase (NADP+) activity; magnesium ion binding.
GUCAUUAGCGCCGACGUCCAGCGUCAUCAGUUUACCGGACUCUACCGGCAUUACGUUCAUUCAUUAGGAAGUAGGUAUAGUCCCAGUGGACAAGUCGGUGACCGUAAGCAAUAACUAGUAUACAUGGCGGGCUACCUUAAAUCUCUGACUACCGUGUCGAGGAAUGCAGCUGCAGUGCUGUUGCAAAACCCCGCAGUGGUCUCACCGGCUGCCGUCUGCCAACACAGACUGCAACAGAGGAGCUAUGCAACAAAACGUAUCAAAGUGGACCAGCCGGUGGUGGAAAUGGAUGGUGAUGAGAUGACUCGCAUCAUAUGGGAGUUUAUUAAAGAGAAGCUCAUCUUGCCCAACGUGGAUGUUGAACUCAAGUAUUUUGACCUGGGUUUGCCCUACCGAGACCAGACGAAUGACCAGGUCACCAUUGACUCUGCUUUGGCAACUAUGAAACACCACGUGGCUGUCAAGUGUGCCACCAUCACCCCUGAUGAGGCCAGAGUUGAGGAGUUUAAACUAAAGAAGAUGUGGAAGAGUCCCAAUGGAACCAUUAGGAACAUCUUAGGCGGCACAGUUUUCCGUGAGCCAAUCCUUUGCAAAAACAUUCCCCGUCUUGUUCCUGGAUGGACACAGGCCAUAACAAUUGGCAGGCAUGCUUUUGGAGAUCAGUACAGGGCCACAGACUUUGUCAUUAACCAGCCAGGCAAGUUUAAGAUUGUGUUUACCCCGGCUGAUGGAAGCAAGGAGCAGGAGUGGGAGGUGUAUGACUUUCCAGCAGGGGGCUGUGGGCUGGGAAUGUACAACACUGAUGAGUCCAUCAGUGGAUUUGCUCACAGCUGCUUCCAGUAUGCCAUCCAGAAGAGGUGGCCCCUAUACAUGAGCACCAAAAACACCAUCCUCAAGGCCUACGAUGGCCGGUUCAAAGACAUCUUCCAGGACAUCUUUGAGAAAAACUACAAGCCACAGUUCGACAAGCUGAAGAUCUGGUAUGAGCACCGUCUCAUUGACGACAUGGUGGCCCAGGUCCUGAAGUCCUCUGGAGGAUUUGUUUGGGCCUGCAAGAAUUACGAUGGAGACGUGCAGUCAGACAUUCUGGCGCAGGGUUUUGGCUCUCUGGGUCUCAUGACAUCAGUGCUCGUGUGUCCUGACGGCAAGACUAUCGAGGCUGAGGCCGCCCAUGGCACGGUCACCAGGCACUACCGUGAACACCAGAGAGGAAACCCAACCAGUACCAACCCCAUUGCGAGUAUAUUUGCUUGGACCAGGGGAUUGGAACACAGAGGCAAACUGGAUGGGAAUCCCGAUUUGAUAAAGUUCUGCCAGACUUUAGAAAAAGUCUGUGUGGAAACAGUGGAAAAUGGUAUAAUGACCAAGGAUCUUGCAGGCUGCAUCCAUGGCUUGGCUAACUGCAAGGUAAAUGAACAUUAUGUCAACACGACAGACUUCCUUGAUGCCAUCAAGACCAACCUCGAUAAAGCUCUGGGAAAGUGAAAAGUUGUCAGAAGACAAUAAGAAGAUUCUUGUUAACAUAGUGGGAAAAAAAGCAGUUUGUUUUUUUGUUUUUUUUUUGUUUUUUUAUAUAUAUAUCAUGUUUACCUUCUGUUUGUAUGAAUAUUUGUAUCCAGUUUGAAGCUGUUCACAAUUUGUGCCUUUUUUAAAAAUUUGUAUAUUUUUCUUUUCCACUGACUUUCCUAUUGCCACAUUUGUAUUGCACAAAUUAGUGAACUGUAUGAAUAAUUAUUACUACAAAUAUUAAUUUAUUAUGGAUGUUUUAAAGACAUUUCAGGCUUUCUCAUUAAAUUAGAACAUAUCUUCAGGGAACAGCAAAAUUAGGAUAUAAUUAUGUUAAUGUCAUAUUUUGCUCUAUCAGCAGGAAUAUAAAAAGAAAUAGUAAUCAUUUAAUAACUGUGUGUACAUCAUUGCCUUUUUCUGGGUAGCGCUAUUAUCCUGGGACAGAAAAAACACUUCUCAGGACAGACUCUACAGAAUAAUUUAAGGGAAAGCUACCACAUGCAUGUCUAUUUCACAUUUUAAUUUCAUGCACUUGCUCAUAUGAGCUCCUGUCCAGCUGUGCAUUCAUGCAGAGCUGGAUGCUCAUUUUGUAGCCAUCAUAUGCGCCCUGCAGUGCAUGAUGCUGAGUAGUGUUUGUACCGGCAGGGGGCCAAGCCUGAUGGGAGCUCUGUCAA